UUGCAGACCGAAGCCAGGGAAACAAUUCCGAGAAUGUUGGCAGAACUUGACCUGGGCCGGACAGAGAAGUGCGUGAGGGUCAACUCGGUGUCCAGCGGCCUGGCUGAGGCUGACCUGGAGGUCAUUCUACAGGGGAAGGUUCUUCCACCUGCCAUCAUGUUGCCCAAAGUGGAGGACACUCAAGAGGUCCAAUGGUUUGUUGACAGGUUUGAGCGCAACUUGAAAGGACGCUCGCUGACGGAGCCCAUUCGCCUCGUCACCUUUGUGGAAAGCGCUGUGGGCUUGCUCAAUUUUAAGGCCGUGUGUGACGAAAUCCGCCGGCUUGCUCCCAAAGCUGGUCUUCACCAUGAUGGUGUGGUGUUUGGCUCUGAUGACUUCUGCGCCAGCAUAGGUGCCACGCGGACUAAGGAUGCAAGGGAGCUUCUUUAUGCAAGGCAGAAGGUGGUUGUGACCACCAAAGCUUUCGGGCUGCAGGCCAUUGACCUGGUUUACAUCGAUUACAAAGACGUGGAGGGACUGAGGCAACAGGCCAGGGAAGGCGCUCUCAUGGGCUUCACAGGUAAGCAGGUUAUCCACCCGGGACAGAUCCAGGCUGUGCAGGAGGAGUUCUCCCCGAGUCAGGAGAGGGUCCAGUGGGCUAAAGAGCUCAUCGCCGCCUUUGACAAACACCAGAAGGAGGGAAAGGGUGCGUUCACCUUCCACGGCAGCAUGAUCGACAUGCCCUUGCUGAAGCAAGCCCAGAACAUCGUAACGCUCUCCGCCGCGGUGCCGGAGAAGUGA
Menidia menidia (Atlantic silverside) is the source of this 780-nucleotide messenger RNA. Lineage: Eukaryota; Metazoa; Chordata; Actinopteri; Atheriniformes; Atherinopsidae. The record is from the annotation of a GenBank genome assembly.